UCUCUCUCUCUCUCUCUCUCAGUCCGACAGGUUGCAUUCUCAGCCGGUUUGCUGGUUGGAGGCGACUCAAAUAUUGGACCCUUACCCUCGGACACUACACUGAUCUACAAACACGUCCCCACCAACAUCGGAAAUGCCUACAACCCAAACACAGGUGUGUUCACUGCCCCGGUGAGAGGAGCGUACCACUUUCAGUGGUGGGUCGGUGCACGUGGCGGCAACAGCCACGCUUCAGGGGCUUGGUUGGUCAAGAACUCAGAGAAUGUUUUCAUGGCAUGGGAGCAACAGAAUCAACAUUUUGGGUGUGCUUCUAAUGGUGUCACGCUGUUGCUGGAGGUGGGAGACGUCGUGUUUGUGCGUCUGGUGGCUAACACUUUGGUGUAUGACAACGCACACCACCACAACACCUUCAGUGGGCAUCUGCUGUUCCCCAUGUAAAAUAGAAACAGGAGCUCUGUGAUGCAGGAU
Molecule: messenger RNA, 468 nt
Organism: Sander lucioperca (pikeperch)
Lineage: Eukaryota; Metazoa; Chordata; Actinopteri; Perciformes; Percidae
Product: complement C1q-like protein 4
Exons: 2
Molecular function (GO): protein binding
Source: RefSeq, a predicted model, not a curated record